AUGGCCUCAGCAGCUCUCCUAGGGAAAGCAUUAGAAGAAGCCACUUGUUUCAUCCGCCUGGAGUAUCUGACAGAGCCGGUGACCAUAGACUGUGGGCACAACUUCUGCUGAGACUGCAUCACCCAGUACAGUGAGCAAAGGGAGCCUGAAUCAGGCACAAAGAUGAUGGGCAGUGCGUUCUAUGGACCCUGCCGAGCGCUGUUCCAGGAAGGGAAACUCUGGCCCAACAGGCAGCUCGCCGAUAUUGUAGAGAACAUCAAACAAUUGGGGUUAAAGCCAGGGAAUGCACAGAAGGAGAAUCUUUGUGAGAGACAUGAGGAGAAGCUCCAACUUUUCUGUGAGGAGGAUGGAGAAGCCAUCUGUGUGGUUUGCAGGACAUCCUGGGCUCACUGA
Malaclemys terrapin pileata is the source of this 393-nucleotide messenger RNA. RefSeq names its product E3 ubiquitin-protein ligase TRIM22-like. Gene Ontology annotation, molecular function: zinc ion binding. The record is from RefSeq and is a predicted model, not a curated record. The transcript has 2 exons. Lineage: Eukaryota; Metazoa; Chordata; Testudines; Emydidae.